This is a messenger RNA of Sitodiplosis mosellana (orange wheat blossom midge), 2222 nucleotides long. RefSeq names its product S-phase kinase-associated protein 2 (gene Skp2). The transcript has 6 exons. Bases 181 to 2037 code for a protein of 618 amino acids. Gene Ontology annotation, biological process: SCF-dependent proteasomal ubiquitin-dependent protein catabolic process. The record is from RefSeq and is a predicted model, not a curated record. Gene Ontology annotation, molecular function: protein binding. Lineage: Eukaryota; Metazoa; Arthropoda; Insecta; Diptera; Cecidomyiidae. Gene Ontology annotation, cellular component: SCF ubiquitin ligase complex.
GCUAUAAAUUCGAGCAGUUGGUUUGCGCGUUAUUUAUCUUGUUGUCGUGACAGAUUCCAAACUUCGCAUUAAGAGAAAAAAAAACCAAACCUCCGUAACAGACCAAGAAACAUUUAUUUAUGACUUUAAAAAUUGAUCCGUACGAAUUAAGUUUAUUCAUUUGUCGAAAAGUGUAACAUUAUGGAUGAGAUUGGUCAUAAGCACAAAUUAAACAGUGAUACAGACGAUGAAAACUCAUACAUAAGCAAUAAACGAUUUAGAAAUUCUCCAACUGACGAAAAUUUAGACCCCUCUUCAUCUGUUGAUAAAAGUGAACCAUCUCGUCACCGUUUUGUAAACGUUAGAAGUACAACCAAAUCAUCACCACUAUCGUCGAUUUUGCACAGCGAAAUGGGCUUUGGUGUAUUGGAUUCGGACGAAUCGAAUCAAUCAUCACUUGUAAGCAGUGCCAUUGCAUCGUUCGCACCGCCAAGCUCAGCACUGAGUAUGAUUCCGCCGGACACGUCCGAUGAUUCGAAUAUCGAUGAUUCGGAUUUGGCGGAACCGUUCAGCGAAACGGAAAGUAAUAUUGAAAAUAUGAGUCAAAAUACAAUAAGCGAUGUUCAUUUGUCAUCAAAUGAAGCCAACUCAUUGCCAACACUUCAUGGAUCGGAGUCGAAAGAGAGCAAUUUACCAACUGAAAUGAAACAUGAAUCAUUCCAAGUGUAUCACGAUUUUACGCCAGCCAACUUGAUACCAUGCACACGGACAAGUUUCAGAGGUAUCAUCGAUUCAGUUGGGAAUGCAUCGAACGCUGGCCAGUCUACAUCAUUUGCCGGCGAUACAUUCGUCAAUCCACCCGAAGGCCGAGCUAUUCGUGGAAACACAAUGAAAAAAUUCCAGAAAGAAAAUUCGGAAUGUGACAGCCCAAUGAAGCAUAAGGGACGCAGCCCAUUGGCUGCAAUUGGAAAUGCAACACCAAUCCAAGUGACCGACUCAGAUGAACUGAAAAAAUCAUCAAAUAAUGAAGACUGUUUUUUCAUGUAUCAAAAACGCGAUCCACGACUCUAUACCGGCGAAGAUAAUUUUGCCAAGUUAUCCGAUGAAAUUUUACUGUCCAUUUUCAAAUGGCUUCCAAAAAAGACACUCAUCCGUUGCAGUCUGGUAAAUCAUCGUUUCAAUCGCGUUACUCAGGAUGAAUCGCUUUGGACGCGUUUAGAUUUGGCCGGAAAAUCCAUUCAACCCUAUGCUUUGGGCAGAGUUUUAAUGCGCGGUACAAUGGUUCUGCGGUUGGCACAAACCAAGAUUUUGGAGCCAAUAUUCGAUCCGUCUCGACUACAAAAAGAUUACUUAACAAAGCUGCAGUAUUUGGAUUUGAGUAUGGCAGUUAUUUUAACCGAUUCAUUGGUUCAGCUAUUUUCCAAGUGUCGGCAACUUCGCAAACUUAGUCUUGAACAUGUGCCAGUUAGCGAUGCCGUUUGCAAAGCAAUUGCACAAAAUCGAAAAUUAGAAGUGCUUAAUUUAACCAUGAGCACCGGCAUCACUCCGUAUGGGAUUAAAAAAAUACUGGGCUCAUUGAAAUGUUUGCACACCCUGAACAUUUCUUGGACAUCCUUGGAGACUGAAACCCUUCGUGAAUUUUCGAAUUAUGUUAAUGAAAAUAUGUCCCGACUGAAUAUCGCUGGUUGCCGAAAAACAAUGUCUGAUGACAUUUUGAAAAAGAUUGUAUCUCGUUGCCCACAACUGCGGGAAUUGGAUUUAUCCGACUGCACCACACUGACCUCACAAGCAAUCGAUAUUGUCGCCAAUUUCAAGCAUUUAGAGUAUUUGUCCCUUUCUCGUUGUUACAAUAUUAAUGUGUCGGCCUAUUUAGAAAUUGACAAACUGGAAUCGUUACAAUUUCUUGAUAUUUUUGGUGUACUGUCGGAGCAAGCGCUGACUAUUUUGAGUAGUAAAUUUCCCGAUGUAGGCAUAAAUAAAUUUAAGCAUUCAGCAGUAGCUAGACCUACAGUUGGCAGUCGACGCACCUCAAUUUGGGGCCUUCGAACGCGAGACUAAACACAAAAAAAUCCCAUACUUCAUGCACGAUACGAAUUCAUCGCAUUAUCGCAGCGAAACAAUCAAUUUGUAACUCUAAUUGAAAAAUUUCUAUAUUUUUUUUCUUUGUGAAUUUUGUAAUGAAUAUGAAUGAAUGAAUCAAAUAAAACUAUACAUACCUAUAUUAUAUUUGCGUGAAUAUAAAA